Olea europaea var. sylvestris is the source of this 1836-nucleotide messenger RNA. Its product is annotated as protein YeeZ. The record is from RefSeq and is a predicted model, not a curated record. The transcript has 8 exons. The coding region runs from base 395 to 1453 and encodes 352 amino acids. NCBI's taxonomy places the organism in Eukaryota, Viridiplantae, Streptophyta, Magnoliopsida, Lamiales, Oleaceae.
UUUCCCUCUUCAGCUCUUCUGCCCCUACCAAUGCUACGCCAGGCGGCUAUGAACAUUCCGGCUGACCCCUGACUCGUCGUCGAUCCGAUCGGAGGCGAGAGGCGAGCUGGAGAGGAAAAUGCUUUCUUCUUUCGCAGUUUACUUUCUUCAUUUAAUUGGAAAAAAAAAAAAAAUUGGACAUGGAAACGAGGCCCCCUUUAGCUUUUGGCCUGAGGCGUAGGCCUCAUCGGUCUCGCCUCAGGACCGACUCUGAUCGUGAAUUACAUGUGGGUAAAAUGCAAAAUCCUGCCCAUACUAUUGAUUUGAUUCAAUAAAGGGCCUUAAUGACAUGAAAAGUAUUUAUUAGGGGUUUAUUCUACCAACUUCAAAAUUCAUCUCAACGGUUGGAUCCCAAAUGGAUAUGUGCCGCUUACCGAUGCAAUUGCCGGCGAUUAAUCUACGGUACGAGCAUACGUCACCGUUUCGUCCUCUUCUAGUGAGAUGCAAUAUGUCCCAAAAUGCAGAAUCAAUGGAAUCUGCAAAUGGUCAAAUGUUCGUUUUGGGAAUGGGAUUCGUAGGGCAAUUCUUUGCUGCUGAUUUAAAGAGCAAAGGAUGGGUAGUAAGUGGGAGCUGCACAAGCGUUGAGAAGAAAACUAAACUCGAAGAAAUGGGUUUUCCUGCCUACGUCUUUGAUGCGAACGAACCUCAACCUGAGAUCCUAGAUAUCAUGAAAAAUCACACGCACCUCCUCGUCUCUAUCCCUCCUGUCAAGGGUCUUGGUGAUCCGAUGCUUCGUCAUAAAGAACUUGUGAAAAGAAGAUUGAAGGAUGGGAAAAUUCAGUGGCUAACUUACUUAUCAUCAACUAGUGUCUAUGGAGAUUGUGGUGGUGCUUGGGUAGAUGAAGAUUAUCCUAUAAGACCUACAAGUGAACCAGCCAGAUCAAGGUUAGCUGCUGAGGAAGAAUGGUUAUGUUUGGGCUGUGAUCUUGGGAUUGCUGCUCAAAUAUUUCGACUUGGAGGAAUAUAUGGGCCUGGUAGAAGUGCUAUUGAUACCAUUAUUAAAGAAGGGCCUCUCUCGAAGGGUCAGAAAAUGAGAUUACGUAAACAGUACACCUCUCGCGUUCAUGUUGCUGAUAUUUGCCAAGCACUCAAUGCAAGUAUUCUGAAGCGAUCCCCACGGCAAGUAUACAACAUUGUUGAUGAUGAUCCUGCUCCAAGAAUGGAAGUAUUUAUGUGGGCUCAAAAUUUGGUCGAGCAAAAAUUUCCGUGCCACGUGAAACAACCUACCAUAUCUCCUGAAAGAGAAGAAUCACUUAUCCUGGACAAAGUUUCCAGGGGAUAUAAACGAGUCUCCAAUGCACGCAUGAAGAAAGAACUGGGAGUGAAGCUGUUUCAUUCUAAUUAUAGGUCUGGACUGCAAAGUAUCAUUGACCAUAUGGACAAUCCAUAUCUACAAAAUUCACCAGGUUCAUGAAAUUAAUACUAUCCUAUGUUCUGUAAUAAUUACUAAAGAAUAAAGAUGACAAAAUUGGAGGAAUUUAUAUUCGUCAUAGAGAUAGACAUGAAACCCAAGUGUGCAUUUUGUGGGGGACUAGACACUCGUCCCCACCUUCCACUAUGUGCUUGCGGCAAACGGUCGACGCAUUUGAACAUAUCUUUUCUGGCAUAAAUUUUGUCUUUUGACUUGAAAGAAGAUCAGAGGAUAACUACAUCUUUUGUGCCAAUCGGCUGCUGGAAGGUGUCGAGUCAUUAACUCAAUUUUUCUUGCCCUGUUAGAAUUUCUGCAAAAUUUGAUACUCUUUGAUGUUUUAUAUCCUAAAACAAUUUCUUAGGUGGCACUGCUAAGACAUUUUCUUA